Cuscuta campestris is the source of this 2831-nucleotide messenger RNA. The record is from the annotation of a GenBank genome assembly. Lineage: Eukaryota; Viridiplantae; Streptophyta; Magnoliopsida; Solanales; Convolvulaceae.
CCCAAUCGCCACUAUUCAGAUCUCAACCACCCACUCAAAAAUUCUUCGUCAUCUACUUCGCGAAAAAUUCUCAAGAACUUGCAAGAACCCUAAGUCUUUAUUUCUCAAAUUUUCACCCAAAUUUCUGAGAAAAUGAAGGUUGUCGGAGCAAAUGUCGACUUCUUGAAGUUAGAAGCCAAGUGCUCCUCAACAACAUUCUUCCAAAGCUAUCUGCAAAUGAUAGCCGCUCAAGAACUCUCCGAAUUUCUUCAAAUGGAGAUUCGCCUCAAAUUCGAGGAAGAAGUUCUCGAAUUCUACAGAAAUGGAGAAAUCAAAACUGCCCAUUCAAAGAAGGACCCACAGAGGACGUUUCCAGUCAUCAAGUCCACUGUUGGAGUCAAAAAUCUGGACUGGAACAUCAUUGGAAUUUCUGGGCGAACUCCUUCUGGCCCUGCGAAGAAUGCAGAUCUAAACAACGAUUAUAAGUUGGUUUUGGAACUGGUUAUCUCUUGCCUCGAGUGUGGAAGUGGAGGAAAGAAGUAUGAAGAAAGAUACUGGCUAUACUAUCUGUCUACAAAAGGGGAAAACAGAGCUGGCACUAGUGCCACUGCUGAGGAAAGCUCUUCCGAUAAUGUCCCACUCAUCCAUAUGACGAAGACUGCCAAAAGGAAGCAAGUGGUGUCUCCCUCCAUCAGCAUUGAAGCACCACAGAACCUUGCGUUGAUCAAUUUGGAAGAAGAAGAAGAAGUCUCUGACCAUGGAGAACUUCAAAGAAAGAAAAAGAGGAAGAUCAACUCUCCAUCAACAUCUGGAAAUGUCAAUCCAGAUGAGUUGAAGGAGAAUGAACCUGCUAAGGAAACCCCUGUCCACAACCGAAGCCCUCAACAACUUGAAGAAGAAAUUCCUCAAGUCCAAAGCCUUCCAACUUCAUCACCUCAACCUCAACCAGAUGAUGCUGAAAACAAAUUCUUGCAGCUCUACUAUAAUUGGAGAGCUUGGAAAGUUGGAAAUUCAGCAGAGCAAUUGUUGGAUUGGGAGCAACAACUGAAGAAUGAGAAGAUUAUCAAGAAAUGCCUAGGACUACCAGUCAACCACUGCUGUGAAGACAUCUUGGAUGACUACUGGGUAUGGCAAAGGAACAAUGAAGAUCUGCAUCUGGAACACUUGGCCACUACACCAGUUUCAGACUUUGAAGCAGAUGAUGAAGAUAUUGCAGUCUACAAGCCAGUCUUCUCAAAAGCCACAGAAGAUCAAGUGGUUCUCACUUCUGAAGAACAGGCUGAUUUGGAAGCAACAGCUGAGGAUUUCCAAAUCUUUCCAGGAACGUCACCUGCCUUUGAAACGGUUCUGACUGAAGCUGUUCAACAACUGAUCCAAUCUCAAGUUUUAGAGAUUCUCACAACUCCUUGUGAGAUCUCCAAUCCUACUGAAACUGAGAUCCCGGAGAGAUCACUGAUGAAGAAGAUGUACAAGAAGAUGCUGAAUCUCUUCCUAUGCAACUAUUCCAAAGAACACCNGCAAACUGUAGAAGCGCAAAGGAAUUCUGGAGAAGCUGAGAAGGAAACUCAAAUGGCAGAACUAGAGGUCUCUAAAACUCCAAUAGCCAUUUUUGAAGCACAGAAUGAAGCUGAAGAAAGAGACUCUCUCUCUAGGGAUAUAUCAAAUUUUAUACUUGAUGAAGUAGAGGAAGGAUCUGAGAGAACACUGAAGAUCACUGAUGAAGAAGAUGUACAAGAAGAUGCUGAAUCUCUUCCUAUGCAACUAUUCCAAAGAACACCAUCCUCUCAUCAGGUAACCAACUUCCAUUUUCAUAGCUCUUCCAUUCCUACACUUCCGGAUGAAGUACAGAAAAUCUGGACAAAGAAAGUCCAAGGGCUGAUUGAAUCAGCCCUAGCAUCUCAACAUGCCUCCUUUAGGCAAGAGAUAGAGCAAAUGGAAGCCAGGUACACCAAGCUGAUAGAGAAAUCUGAAGAGAAGCGCAACACAGAUCUCAAGGAAAUAAGCAAAUCAGUAGAAAAGACUCUAGAGAUCAUCUCUCUAUUGAGUAAAACUAUGAGCAACACGAUGGAGAUAUAUGCCUCUGACAGUCAGCUUCAACUCAAGGAGAUUAACAAAGUCAAAGAGCAAAUAGCAAGUGUCACAAUUAGUCUUCAAAAACAGAUGUCCCUUCUCCAAAUGGACAUCAGAUCAGCCCUAGCAGUAGCUUCUGCAAAUCAGGUAGUAACCAAAGAUUACUUAAAAGUGAUCAUUGACAAUCAAAAGGAAGCAUACAAGCUGUUCAGACUUAUUGGUGCAAACUCUGGAAACCACAAGAUGGAAGUAAUUCUCCAACAACACAGUCCAUCUCCAAUACCACAGCUCCCUAUUGCAAUCAAAGAAGGAGAAGUAUCUUAUAUUCCUUCUCAUCUGAACUUGACAAAUCUAAUCCUUGAAGCACAGCAGAGAAAUCCGGAAAACUCAGCACAACUUCUAUCCAGCUCAGGACUGGAUGGAACAGAAGUUAUAGGUACAGUUGUUGACCACUUCUCAAAUGAUGCUCAAUCAGAAGAAAGACGUGAAAAUUUAAGACACAUCAAAGAACUGUGUGGGAACAUGAAGGGCAUUAGUGAAGUUGCCGGAUCUUCAAAGCGCAAGAGACACUGAAGGUUCUUUACAUCAAAACAGGGGGAAAGUAUGUGAAAACACUAAUUUGUUUUGAUGAAAACACCUUCUUGUUUAAACAUUUCUUGAUUGGUUUUAAAUUGCGCUUAUUAUGCUUAAUUAUGCAUACAUUUAGGGGGAAUGUAAUUCAGGGGGAAACUUAACUAGUUUUGGCUAACAAUUUUUUUUGGCAAUGAAUUAUUGAUAAGCUC